Messenger RNA from Poecile atricapillus (Black-capped chickadee), 2363 nucleotides. RefSeq names its product collagen alpha-1(I) chain-like. The transcript has 4 exons. Bases 1 to 882 code for a protein of 293 amino acids. Gene Ontology annotation, biological process: neuron projection extension; nervous system development. NCBI's taxonomy places the organism in Eukaryota, Metazoa, Chordata, Aves, Passeriformes, Paridae. Gene Ontology annotation, cellular component: plasma membrane. The record is from RefSeq and is a predicted model, not a curated record.
AUGCUGGUGCCGGGGCGCCGGUGCCUGGAGGUGGAUGCAGAGCGUGGGCAGCGGUGGGUGCUGGCAGGGUCCCGGCGAGAUGCGAUGAGGGGAGGUGCGGAGCUGCGGGAUGCCGGGGAUGCGGGCCGCGGCCGAAGCCGCUCAUUAGCGGCGACAGAGGGACGGGUGCCCUCCCCGCGGAGGCGGGAGGGAGCGGAGCGCUACCGGCCCCGGUGGUGCGGGCACCGGCACCGGCAGCGGGAGCGCGGCUGCAGCCCGAGCCCGGCGGAGGGAUGGGGCAGCGGCGGGGCCCGGCCGUGCUGCUCCUCGCCCUGGCCCGGGCUGACUGGGCUCGGGUCGCCCCGUGUCCGCCGGGCUCGGGAAGAUCCCCACAACGCCGGGCACAGCCGGGGAGCGGCGGGGGCUCGAGGCCGUCCUGCGUGGAAGGGGCCGCUCGCCGAGCCGGGGCAGCCCCGGGCGGAGGUGGGCUCUGUCCCCAGGGGCUCACUUCGCCCCCCGGUGCUGGCAGGGCACCUGGCCGGGCUGCUGGCAGCGGGACCCGCCUGCGCCGACGCUUACCGGGGCCUCUCGGACUGCGUCCUCAAGCUAGGGGACAGCAUGGCCACGUAUGAGGAGGAGGAAGGCAUCGAGCUGCAGGGGCUGCGCCGAGUCUGCAGGUACUGGGAUGAAUUCCACACCUGUGCCCUGACAGUGCUCUGGGAGUGCCAGAAGGAAGCAGCAGCCGUCUGGGAGAUGCUGAGAAGGGAGUCCCGAAAAACCAAAUUUCAAGGCAGUUUGUUCGACCUCUGCAGCCCCAGCACGACCCAAAGCUUUGCCUGGACCCGCGUUCCCAACAUUUCCAUCCUCAGCAUCCCCCUCAUUGUCACUUGGCUGAACUUAUAAACUGCAGCUCUGUGAGUAUCCCAACAAAAGUGAUGGCAGUGUGUGGUGUGGCAUCUUUCAGAUCUAUUUUCCAAACCUUUGAGGAAUACACUGUGUGGAGCUCAAAAACUCCCAGCUUCAUCCUGCGGCUGUGAGACGUGGAAGAGCUCGGCAGCAUCUCCAGGGUGUUGAAAUUUCUCUGUAAUUGGAAUAAUUCCUGUCCCCUUCUGCCUCAAGGCACAGACACAGAUCUGGCUGUCAGGAGAUUUGGGAACUUGUAAAUACAGGGCACAGAAUCUGGGGAGAAAUGACAAAUUCUGGAAAAAGGAUGAAUGCUGGACACUUCUGCACUCUUCUAUGGUAACUGGAAGGAAACACGUUUCAUUUGCUGACUCUUUCCACCAGAUCAACUCUCCAGGGUUUUGAUUUGGGCACUCAAAACAAGAUGGGUAUUUUCCCACUGCUCCAUGAGGUGCAGGGGAUGGUGGCUGAAGGGAGACCUUACUGCCCUGUACUGGUCUUUUUUCUUUGAGGACAUGGUAAAACCCCUGCUGAACAAUAAUCACAGUUGCAUGACUUCUCUUGCACACAUCUGAAUUCCUGAGUAACUUCUGUGUUAUGUGUAAAUCCCUUUCCUAAGGGCAGAGGUGAAAAGUAUUUGGGAGAAGAGGGAGUAUCAAGCUAGGAGGACAAAAGGGAUUUUUAGCAACUCUUCUGCUUUAAAGCUUUCCCCGAGGUAUCUGUAAGCAGCUGUGGGUAGAAGUGUGUAAUUCCAGAGUAUUAAAGCUUGUUGUAGAGCCAACAGCAUGGCAGGAGUUAUUUGUCCUGGGUCUUGCUUGACAGCACAGACUCCUCUUGUCUCCUUUGUGGCUCAGAGUGUUGUCAGUUUUGCAGCUUCAGUUCAAGCAUGGAAGCAUUUGGAACAGAGAGGGGUUUGCAAGUGAUUUCUGAGUAUGUUGGAGAAACACAGUAUUAUUGGUUAGCCCAAGGCAGUCUGUGUUUUAAGAAUACUGCUGGAUCUCUGUGCCCUGCCUGGCUGCACGGGGCCAUGGGGUGUGUGCUCGCAGUGUGAGCAGGGAGACCAGGGCCCUGCCAACUGCACACAUCCCACCAGAUGCAUUCCAGGCAGCAGGCAAGCUCCUACAGCAAAGGAUCUUUCUCCUAACAGUGGUGUUGGGUCAUGCUGCUUUCCUCUGGCAUUCACGUGUUCUUCCUCUUACCUUCACUAUCCCUCAACAUUCUGUUCCUGCAGCAGCAGCAGGAGAUAAUGAAGACAUUGAGGCAAAUUCCAAGAAAUAAGCCAGGACAGAGCAGCUGGUGUUCAGACAGCACUUCAGUGCAGGAGUUGUUACUUAUGUAUUCAGUACUCAGCAUCUGGGGCACAAAGCCUUAGGGUGAGCAGUGGAGAAAGGAUAAAUCAGAGCAUGGUAAAACUGGAGUGAACCACUCAGAUGCUUCAUUUUUUUCUUCUUACUCCACACCAACAGCACUGUUUGCUGUUU